AUCCUUACUUACUCUUGACGGAAGCGCGGCGAAGGAAACAGCAAUGUCUAAUUUACGUCCGAAAAAAAAAAUGUAUUCGUAAAUUAAUACAAAAGACUGUGAACAUAAACAUGAACAUUGCGAAGCCCGGCGUUCCGUAUCGCAGAGGCAUUUUCAAGAUGACUCCGGUUUGCGCUUGCUGCUCUAGAGACGAACUAAGGAAACUUAAGGAGAAGAUAAUUAAUGAAAAUAAACCGGGGAGUAUCCGGAUCGUCCCCGAAAUAAUUAAAACUUCAGUGCAAAAUGACAUGGACGAUGAUCUACUAGAGAUCGAGCAUAAAUUGAAAACCGUGGACCUUGCUAACCGCAAAGAGGUGCAAGACGAACAGCAAGACGAUGUCGUCAAGAAGGGGGAUGGCAUGAACAUGGAUAUGGUCGAUUAAUGGCUUUCGCAACUUCAGCUGC
Drosophila miranda is the source of this 444-nucleotide messenger RNA. RefSeq lists its product as uncharacterized. The transcript has 2 exons. The record is from RefSeq and is a predicted model, not a curated record. Bases 111 to 422 code for a protein of 103 amino acids. Lineage: Eukaryota; Metazoa; Arthropoda; Insecta; Diptera; Drosophilidae.